AUGACUGAGAGCUUAUCCAAGCACAUUGCACUGCAAACCAGACAGAAGGAUAAGGGAUAUUGCUCUAGUCCGGAGACAGAUCAAACCAGGACCAGGAUACUAGAUAGUAUUACAGUUGAAUGCUACCCAGUCGACCCAUGGAUAUACUUACAGAAGGAGGAGAAGGAUAGUUUAGUGUGUUGCUCCAGUUCCCGUCUACGAGAUGUUUCCGUGACCUGGAGACUAAACCCAUCCUCAGAGUAUAUUCAGAUUCAGGAAGCUGAAUAUCGAUCUUACAGCGGAGACUUUCUGAAUAUAACAGCCCUAGCAGAUAUAUCUUGUACUCAGACUCCUAUAUUUACCCCUACUCAGGUAGAGAUUAUCUAUGAAAUCUCGGAGGGUUCUGUUCUGUUAACUCAAGAAAGGUUUAAAAUCAAGGUUGGAUCUUACAGAAACCUUAUCAUUAUCAUUUCCUCCUGCGUUGGUGGCAUUGCAGUACUUAUUCUCGCUCUUAGUACCAUUAUCUGUAUUCGAAGAAGAAGACUGAGAUCUGAGUUUCCUCCAGAUUCUCCUGUAGUGUUUCCUAACCUGGAGGAGGAGGAGCAUGAACCUGCGUCCUGGACGGAUGUAGAUCUUAGAGCUGAGAUAUUUCCUCCAGUAAACAGCAUGGUACAGAAUGGGUUCAGAAACCAGGGUUUUAUUUCUCCGGACGAGGAUUAUACUGAUAGUCUUGUACACAGCAAUAACUCCUUGGUCAACCAAAACUUCAGUGAGAUGCCAAUCUCAGAUUUUAUCUCAAGUUACUCCGGAGCUGUAUCCAACCCUGAACCUGAGUGGAGGGACGCUGAACUAAUCCCUCCAAUUGGUUUGGCAAGGGUUCUAGUCGGUGGAUCCGCUGAUCUAGGUGCUAGUCAACUCAGGGUUAAAGACGGAGAUAUUCUCCAGGUUAUAGGAUUAGAUCUGGGCUCUGGAUAUACAGCCGUCCGAGAUUCUAACAGAAAUACAGGAUUCAUUCCAACCUCAUCCAUAGAGAUUCAUUCAUGAUACCAUUCAUUCCAACUUCAUCCAUAGAGAUUUAUACAUGAUACCAUUCAUUCCAACUUCAUCAAUAGAGAUUUAUACAUGAUACAUUCAUUCCAACCUCAUCCAUGGAGAUUCAUUCAUGAUACCAUUCAUUCCAACUUCAUCCAUAGAGAUUUAUACAUGAUAACAUUCAUUCCAACUUCAUCCAUAGAGAUUUAUACAUGAUACCAUUCAUUCCAACCUCAUCCAUGGAGAUUCAUUCCAACCUCAUCCACAGAGAUUUAUUCAUGAUACCAUUCAUUCCAACCUCAUCCAUAGAGAUUCAUACAUGAUACCAUUAAUUCCAACUUCUUCCAUAGAGAUUCAUUCCAACCUCAUCCAUAGAGAUUCAUACAUGAUACCAUUCAUUUCAACUUCAUCCAUAGAGAUUCAUUCCAACCACAUCCGUAGAGAUUCAAACAUGAUACCAUUCAUUCAAACUUCAUCCAUAGAGAUUUAUUCCAAUCUCAUUCAUAGAAAUUCAUUCUUGAUACGAUUCAUUUCAACCUCAUUCAUAGAGAUUCAAUCAUGAUACCUUACAUACCAUCCUCAUCCAUAGAUAUUCAUUCAUACUAUACUGUAUCCAUUGAGAUUCAUUCAUGAUACCAUUCAUUCUAUACUGACAUCCAUGGAGAUUCAUUCAUGAUACGAUUCAUUCCAUCCUGGUUUGUAAAGAUUUAUUCAUGAUACUAUUCAUCCUAACCUCAUCCAGAAAGAUUCAUUCGUGAUACGAUUCAUUCAAAACUCUGCCAUACAGAUUCAUUCGUAAUACUGUGUAUCUGUCUAAAUUCAUAAUGAAAUUAUCAUAUUUAAUGCUCAAAUAAUAUUUGUACUAGUUAUUUAUAGUAAAAUAUAUAUCAAAUCUAUAUAAUAAAACGAGACUUUCGUUUUUAUA
This is a messenger RNA of Eurytemora carolleeae, 1936 nucleotides long. RefSeq lists its product as uncharacterized. Gene Ontology annotation, molecular function: protein binding. The coding region runs from base 1 to 1023 and encodes 340 amino acids. The record is from RefSeq and is a predicted model, not a curated record. The transcript has 13 exons. NCBI's taxonomy places the organism in Eukaryota, Metazoa, Arthropoda, Copepoda, Calanoida, Temoridae.